GCCAAUGGCUGCGGCAGGAGAGGAAUUAGCAGCGGAAACUCCAGGUUCGGUUCAAGAAAGAUGACACAGAGCCUGUCGGGCCCGCGCACUCUUGGCAAAGUUUCAGUGCGACGAGAGGCGCCGGGCGCUCCAUGGCUGCGCCGUAACGGGGACCCAGCCGCCUCCCCGCCCAGCCCAGCCCAGCCCUUCUGCCCGCCCAGGAUGGAGGCGCCCGCCAGCGCGCAGACCCCGCACCCCCACGAGCCCAUCAGUUUCGGCAUCGACCAGAUCCUCAACAGUCCGGACCAGGACAGCGCACCCGCCCCGCGGGGGCCCGACGGCGCCAGCUACCUGGGAGGGCCCCCGGGGGGCCGUCCGGGCGCCACAUACCCGUCUCUGCCCGCCUCCUUUGCCGGGCUCGGCGCGCCCUUCGAGGACGCGGGAUCUUACAGUGUCAACCUGAGCCUAGCUCCCGCCGGUGUGAUCCGGGUGCCGGCGCACAGGCCACUGCCCGGGGCUGUGCCACCGCCUCUGCCAAGCGCGCUGCCCGCCAUGCCCUCCGUGCCCACGGUCUCCAGCCUGGGCGGCCUCAAUUUCCCCUGGAUGGAGAGCAGCCGCCGCUUUGUGAAAGACCGCUUCACAGCGGCCGCCGCGCUCACGCCCUUCACCGUGACCCGGCGCAUCGGCCACCCCUACCAGAACCGGACGCCGCCCAAGCGUAAGAAGCCGCGCACGUCCUUUUCCCGGGUGCAGAUCUGCGAGCUGGAAAAGCGCUUCCACCGCCAGAAGUACCUGGCUUCAGCCGAGAGGGCGGCGCUCGCCAAGUCCCUCAAAAUGACGGACGCGCAGGUCAAGACCUGGUUCCAAAACCGGAGGACCAAGUGGCGGCGGCAGACGGCGGAGGAGCGGGAGGCGGAGCGGCAGCAGGCGAGCCGGCUCAUGCUGCAGCUGCAACACGACGCCUUCCAAAAGAGCCUCAACGACUCCAUCCAGCCCGAUCCACUCUGUCUGCACAACUCGUCGCUUUUUGCUCUGCAGAAUCUACAGCCCUGGGAAGAGGAUAGUUCUAAGGUUCCAGCCGUCACCUCGCUGGUGUGAGCCACCAGCGCGCACUGUCGCCAUGGAUCGCCGCCCCCACCUGGCGGGGCGUCCCGAACCCCCAGCCGGGCUGGGGGAGAACUGGGGCCGAGAGGGGAAGGGACCGCCAAGUUCUAGUAGGCCCUGGGGUGCGGCUGCACACGGCCAGCCACAGAGUGGGGCUGGGCCCGGGCUCCGCGCGGCUGCACAAUCCGAGCCCCCGCCCUGCGCCCCGUCCCGCCCCAGGCCCGAGCCUGACAAAGAAAGCGCCUUACGUUUCUCCGCCUCCCGCCCGCACCCCCCGGGCUGGGCGCCUGUAUUAUACUUUGUACUUUUGCCCAAACGUGUAAAUAAUAAAAGUUUUGGCUUUUUUCUUUAGACACCGGCGACCUGCUUCCCCUGCGGGGGCCGCCGGAGGAGGGGCAGCCGACCCAGCGGUUGGGGGAAGCGCCUGGGGCCGGGGACACCUUGCGUUUAGGCUGGGUUCACUCCUCUCC
Heterocephalus glaber (naked mole-rat) is the source of this 1553-nucleotide messenger RNA. It is a transcript of the gene Tlx3, whose product is annotated as T cell leukemia homeobox 3. The record is from RefSeq and is a predicted model, not a curated record. NCBI's taxonomy places the organism in Eukaryota, Metazoa, Chordata, Mammalia, Rodentia, Bathyergidae. Gene Ontology annotation, molecular function: RNA polymerase II cis-regulatory region sequence-specific DNA binding; DNA-binding transcription factor activity, RNA polymerase II-specific. Gene Ontology annotation, cellular component: nucleus. Gene Ontology annotation, biological process: regulation of transcription by RNA polymerase II; animal organ development.